Molecule: messenger RNA, 1028 nt
Organism: Cariama cristata (Red-legged seriema)
Lineage: Eukaryota; Metazoa; Chordata; Aves; Cariamiformes; Cariamidae
Product: interphotoreceptor matrix proteoglycan 1-like
Exons: 4
Biological process (GO): visual perception
Source: RefSeq, a predicted model, not a curated record
CAGUUAAGAUCAUGGAUGAACCAGAAUCAUCAGGCGAUGGCAUUUUAGUUACAGCCAGCACUUACGAAACGUUGCCUUUCUUUAUCGGUUCAAGUGAUCUCUCUACCACGCAGCCUGAAGAUGUUAUUAGAGACCAAACAGCCCCGCUGCCUGCAGCAACCAGCCCGUCCUACAGCCGCUCGGAGAUCAUCGAGCAGUCCCUCGGAGUACCGGAUUCCUCAGGGCCCGCAGCUGGGAGCGUUCCUCCCGACGGCACCGGGACAGGAGUGCAGGAUAUCGCUGCCGAGUUAGAUCACAUCGGCGUGAUGAGCACAGCAGCCCUGGAUGAAGCGGAGCAUGGCAGCGGUUACAUCUCAGUGCUGACAACUGAGCCUGCAGAAGCCACCCCAGCUCCUACGCUGAAGUAUGUAACUACCAGCUUCAUGACAACCGCAGCCAAAGGCAAAGAGCUAGUGGUUUUCUUCAGCCUGAGGGUAACCAACAUGCACUUUUCUGAUGACCUCUUCAAUAGGAGUUCGCCAGAAUACAAAGCGCUAGAACAACAGUUCAUGCAAUUGCUACUUCCAUACCUUCAGUCCAACCUUACAGGUUUUAAGCACCUGGAAAUACUUAACUUCAGGAACGGAAGUGUGAUUGUGAACAGCAAAAUGAAAUUUGCCAGGACAGUGCCAUACAACAUCACGGAAGCAGUACACUGCGUUUUGGAAGAUUUCUGUGAUGCUGCAGCCCAGCACCUCAAUUUGGAGAUUGACAGCUAUUCCCUGGAUAUUGAGCCAGCCGACCAGGCAGACCCAUGCAAAUUCAUGGCAUGUGACGAGUUUUCCGAAUGCAUAACGAACGAGUGGACAAAGGAGGCUGACUGCCUUUGUAAACCUGGUUACGCCAGCCAAGACGGAUUACCCUGCCGGAGCCUGUGUGAGCUGGAACCCCAUCUUUGCGUCAAUGGUGGGAAAUGCGAGUUAGUUCCAGGAAGAGGAGCUGUCUGCAGAUCACCAGACGAGUUUACAAAGCCAAGACUGACAAGUUAG